GCGCCGCUCUGACUCCCCAAAAACCUGCCGUGAGAUACCAGCGCCACAUCAUCAUCAUCACGGCCUUCAUCACCUCAAACACGUCCCAUCAUCGUCAUCAUGAACUUCAUCACUGAAAGAUAUCACCACCAACAUCAUCAUCACCUCAAAUAAUUUCUCAUGGUGAUCUUAAUCAAAACCUUCCCUGAGAUACUACAUGAUAUCUUCAUAAUUUUAAACAUGCCCUGAUAUCAUCACCAUCACAAUGGUCUUCAUCACAUUUUUGGCCAGGUAGGCCUAACAUCUUCAUCACUGACAUCAUCAAGUUAAGCAUCCUAGUUUUGACCUUUAUGUAAAAUGUAAAUAACGUGACAGGCACUCGAGCGCGCGCCAGCGUCUUUCAUUAUAAUGGAGCGUUUGCCGCGUCGCCAGCGGAGAUGUGGCGUUGGAGAUAAAGCGUCUAUCACAGCAUUCGGGCCUUCAACUAUCUACGUUCAGCUCUCUGUUGAUCACGUCGGUGAUCUCGCGCCCUUCCGGCCAGUCAGCGGCACCUGUGCGCGUGUCAUAAAUCAGCUCAGGUGGGUGUCCCGGGGUGACGUCAGCGCUGGGCAAACAAACGCGCGCUCGAGCGCUCAGGCAAGGUGAAGUUCAGUUAAAGUAAAACUUUCAGCUCGCGAGGAAAAUGUCCGUGAGCUUCCUGCUGGACACGGCCAUGUACGGCAACCCCGCGAGACACCUGAACCUCAGCCAGCCUCACCUGAACGUCUACCCGUCCGCCCCGUACCCGGACUACAGUGGAUACCACCCGGGUCCUGCCCUCGGGAAUGACCUGCAUCACACCGGCAGCUCGUGGAGUCCCGGGUUCGGCCCGGGUUCGCGUGAAGAGUGGCCGCCGCUCUACAGCCACGGGACAGGUCACUCGCUGCCGGUUAACGGCUUGGAGGUCAACGUCAUUCCGCCGGUGGAUCAGGGGCUGCUGAGCGGCGCGCCGAGCGCGCCGGUGGACAGAGAAGAGCCGCAGGACUGGAUGAGACGCGCCGCGGCUCCCCCGAACUCUGGAGGGAAGACGCGGACGAAAGACAAAUACCGAGUGGUGUACAGUGACGUCCAGCGCCUGGAGCUGGAGAAGGAAUUUCAUUUCAGCAGAUACAUCACCAUCAGAAGGAAGGCGGAGCUUGCCGGAGCCCUGAGCCUAUCAGAACGCCAGGUGAAGAUCUGGUUUCAAAACAGACGAGCUAAAGAAAGGAAAAUGAACAAGAAGCGACUGCAGCAGGCUCAGCAGAGCUCUGCAUCCACACCGCCCAGCAUGCCCGGCCACGGCAGCGCCACCAUGGUUACCAGCACCAACAUCGGUUUGAUGACAGACAAUAUAUCGACCACCAUCAAAGAGGAAUACUGAAAACCCUUUCAAACAGAAGGAUAAACAGUACAUGUUUACACAGUUUCAGCGACACUGAAUGGAACGUUCAUAUUGCACUACACAAAUGACACGCAAACACAUUUUAUUGUGAAUAAAGCGCACAGUAUUUCAAUUUUUGUAAAAAAAAAAAUAUGAUCUGAGUAUGUUGAACGACUGAAGAUACACGUCAUAAUGCCUUCUAAAUUGUUUUGCAUACUGCUUUUGAUGACCUCAUAACUACUGACGAUGAUUUAAUGACUAUAUUUGCAGCGCGUGUAUCACUAUUGCUUUGCUUUGCUAUGUAAAAUAUUUUACACCUACUGGAUCAUGGAAAACUGACUUUUUUUUUUUUUUUUUAAGGAGUCAACUGGUGCCUCUGUCUAAUUAUUCAUUUUAAAAAGUGUAAAAUUUUUAAUAAAAAGAUAAUAUUUGAGAAGAAUGUAAAA
Messenger RNA from Ctenopharyngodon idella (grass carp), 1824 nucleotides. It is a transcript of the gene cdx1a, whose product is annotated as caudal type homeobox 1a. The transcript is spliced from 3 exons. Gene Ontology annotation, cellular component: nucleus. The coding region runs from base 662 to 1378 and encodes 238 amino acids. Gene Ontology annotation, molecular function: RNA polymerase II transcription regulatory region sequence-specific DNA binding; DNA-binding transcription factor activity, RNA polymerase II-specific. NCBI's taxonomy places the organism in Eukaryota, Metazoa, Chordata, Actinopteri, Cypriniformes, Xenocyprididae. The record is from RefSeq and is a predicted model, not a curated record. Gene Ontology annotation, biological process: embryo development; anterior/posterior axis specification; cell differentiation.